AUGGUCUCCUUCUCAUCCCUUCUCCUUGCGUGCUCAGCCGUCACGGCUUUCGCUGCUCCUUCUGACCAGAGUAUCGCUGAGCGAUCUCUGUCCGAGCGUUCUACUCCCAGCUCCACUGGUACAAGUGGUGGCUACUACUACUCCUUCUGGACUGAUGGUGGCGGUGACGUGACCUACACCAACGGCGAUGGUGGCUCCUACACUGUCGAAUGGACCAACGUGGGCAACUUUGUCGGCGGAAAGGGAUGGAACCCAGGCAGCUCUCAGACCAUCUCCUACUCCGGCUCCUUUAACCCUAGCGGUAACGGCUACCUCUCCGUCUAUGGGUGGACCCAGAACCCGCUGAUCGAGUACUACAUUGUCGAGUCCUACGGCGAUUACAACCCAGGCACGGCAGGAACACACCAGGGAACUCUCGAGUCGGACGGCUCGACCUACGAUAUCUACACUGCGACUCGUGAGAACGCACCCUCAAUUGAGGGUACUGCCACCUUCACGCAGUUCUGGUCUGUUCGCCAGAGCAAGCGCACCUCGGGCAGCGUUACCACCCAGAACCACUUUGACGCAUGGUCGCAGCUUGGCAUGACUCUUGGAACUCACAACUACCAGAUUGUGGCUGUUGAGGGAUACCAGAGCAGUGGAUCUGCUUCUAUUACCGUUUCCUAA
Messenger RNA from Aspergillus nidulans FGSC A4, 666 nucleotides. Its product is annotated as endo-1,4-beta-xylanase B. Gene Ontology annotation, biological process: xylan catabolic process; carbohydrate metabolic process. Lineage: Eukaryota; Fungi; Ascomycota; Eurotiomycetes; Eurotiales; Aspergillaceae. The record is from RefSeq and is a predicted model, not a curated record. Bases 1 to 666 code for a protein of 221 amino acids. The transcript has 2 exons. Gene Ontology annotation, cellular component: extracellular region. Gene Ontology annotation, molecular function: endo-1,4-beta-xylanase activity; hydrolase activity, hydrolyzing O-glycosyl compounds.